AUGUUCGAUUUUUCGGUCGCCGGUCCUGACAGACCAAUAAUCCGAGAAUAUAUGCUUGAUACAAUCGAAGAUGUUACCAUUUAUUGGAGCGAAUUACAAUACGUCGCUCAACAAAAGAUGGCCGAGACGAUAAGUAAAAGUGAUGAUGAAAAUGGAAGCGAUGAAGAAAAUCCCGAAACACAGAAGCAGAUAUCACAGGCUGAGGAAUCGAAUCCAUUAAGAUUCAUUACUUCAUCACGUAAUUGGAAUGCCGGCUAUCCCUUGACUUCACGUCAGAAAAAGAGACUUGAAUAUUACGUAGACCGUCGGAAGUCAAAAACACCAUAUGAUGACGAAGUCCUAUGUCGGCAGAUUGCACAGGAGUGUAGCUUGCCUUAUACUCGUGUAAGAGUUUAUUUCAAACGCAUUGAAGAUAACUUUGAAAAAAAGAAUCGAGAGGCAAAAGCGGCAAAGCAAAGAGAAAGGCGACGUAGGGUUGCAAAUAAAUACAAAACCUUUACUGGUAUUAUUCCUACAGCACAGGGUGAACCGUCAUUCAAAAAGAGAAAGACCGAAACCAUGGUCCAUAAAGUUGCGAGAAAGACCAACAACGCGUUGGGGCCUCACUCGGGGCGCAAGAGUCAUCGUGAGUUUAAGCAGAAGGAAUUGGCAGACAACCAAAUCAUUGCAGAAGAAGAAAACCUUCCAAUUAUUGCCGACGAAGAGCGAUUUGAAACCCAAUAUGAAACUUUUGUGAAACGUCAACGGCCUGUAUGGAAUCAUCAAGAGGAUGAAUUGGUCAUCCAUUCAUAUGCCAUUCUCAGAGUCCGUUCGCAAAAAGCAAGAUUCCUCUGGGGAGCAGUGACCAAGGUGUUAACAAAUAAAACCAAUGAGAUGUGCCGUCGCAGAUUAAAUGUUUUGGUCAAAAAUGCGGCCGUGCAAGAACGUAUCAACAUCUUACUGACCCAAUGGCCAAAGAUUUAUAAAAUUGGAAUCGAGAAUGGCGAUAUUGUUGACGAAGAUGACGUUGAGAUGAUAGAUUUUGACUUGCCCGGGCACGUAGAAUAUUUUAUGAAAUCAUUGAAGGACAUGCCAAAUAAAAGAAGUGGUCCUGAUCCCGUGAUACUGCUUCCUCGUGACGUCGGAAUGCUACAAAAAUACUUUACUGAAAAAUAUAUGUCCUCUUUUCACGAUCAAGAUCUGUUCUUUGAAGAUAAACUAGCCGGUUGCUCUUUGAGACAGAAAUUCACUACUCUUUACUCGCAUUCAUUCACAUGCCGUAUUUCUCACGAAAAUUCGGUCGAUUAUUAUGCAAAAUUAAAAAUUGAUGACAGGGAAAUUCAACUCGAAUGUAUUCAGGCAUUGAUUAAGAUGAUACUUCUGACACCCGAGGAUCAGUACGAUUCAUCGCACGCAUUUUCAAUUCUCAAUUCAUAUUCCGAUUCCCUUGUUACCGACGCAAUUGAUAAAUUGAACGAAUUUGGAGCAAUUGUUCGUGUCAAAGGUGGAAACGACCGAAGAGUUCCUGGUCGAGGAUAUCAUGUAUCCGAUAAGUUCCUCUCGGUUAUUUCAGGAACUUUACCCGAUCGCCUUUUUUCGCAAGCUGUUGCCUUCCAUAAAUCGAUCGUCGGGCCGACCCUCUUUGAUCAAUUUUCUAACAGCGGUGACAUGGCUUGCAUUUUGGAUUUAUUUUCUUCUGAAAAGGUUUCAUUGGUCCCCGCGUAUAAAACUGAAGAUUUGUUCACCUCAUGCGUAAUACCGAACCACCGCAGUAGGAAAAUUGAACCUUCGAAACUUCAAUUUGACAUCUUAAUAUCUCCUAAGAAGCCAUUGGAUCACCAAACAAACGAACGCCCUUUGAUUACGGAACCAAGUAAAAUUCAGGACAUUUCUGGAUCAAGCGCAAUAGAAAAGGUUCGAUCUGACGUUUUAGCGUCAGAAGAUCAGAGUAAUUCCCCGGCAGAAGAAGAAAGUAAUCCUAUUGGAUUUAAAAAAGUUGCUGAAUACGACCUCCCGCCACUUAGGACGAAGCCGGAAGCCUUAAUAAUUUUUCAGAAACUACUUGCUAGACAUGAUGCUGAGACACAAAACGGUCUUCGAAAAAUUUAUAACACACUUUCGAUGGUUGGUCAACUAGGAAUACCCAUCAUUUCGUUAAAGGAACGCAUUGAUCUUCCCGAAGAUAAGUUUAUGCGAUACUUAUCAUUGCUAGAAUUCAAUCGUCCAAGUUUAGUUGUAAAAGUUGGAUAUGAAGCGAACCGAUAUGUUUGCAGCAUUUUUGCGCGAUUUUGGUUGAUUAAAACACAAAGAACACCUGUUUAUCGGUCCAAAAAACAACUAAUCUACGAAAGCAUCGAACUCGAGAACGCGGAUGACAUGAUGGGAGAUGCACGUCUACCAUUGAGUUUUUCAAGAUCAGGAAAAGUUUCUCCUGAACCCGAUGAAUCGUUUGCACCCACCCGAAUGUGGUAUGACAUUAAUGGAAAUUUCAUAGAGUCAGUCUUUCGUGGGUGCCUUGAAGUCGUGCUUGGAACCAUUGUUCAGAAACCCGGAAUCUAUCAG
This is a messenger RNA of Acaulospora morrowiae, 2541 nucleotides long. Lineage: Eukaryota; Fungi; Glomeromycota; Glomeromycetes; Diversisporales; Acaulosporaceae. The record is from the annotation of a GenBank genome assembly.